AUGUCAAAACGAACGAAAAGAAUACAUGAUAUUGUGCAGUUGAGUGGAGUAAUGAGUAAAGAGAGAGAGGAAAGUGAAGAGGAUAUGGAUGAUGCAUCCCAUGAGCUCAAUGUGGGACAGGAGACAUGUACAGAUAAUAAUACAGUUAUUGAUUUAGAGCCGUUAGGAGAUUCAAAUACAAUGACAAAUAAGGUAAGCAGUGUGGGAGAACAUAAAGAUCUUGAGGUUUUGGAAGUAGAUCAGAAGGUUGAUCCUCAAAAUGGAAAUAUUAAUCAAAAAAUGUUUGAUAUGCUGGUAUCAAUAAAUACUCAAAUGGGUGUAAUGAAUGGAAGGCUUGGUUCACUAGAAAAAGGUAAUAAUCAAUUAAAAGAGGACAAUCAAAAGUUAAAUGAAAUAUUUGAGGCCAAAUUUGGUUCAUUAGAAGUUAAAAUGGAUUCUUUGGAAAGUAAACUGAACACCUUUGAUCAUAAACUGGAAAAUACUAAGAAAGAAUUAAAGGCGGACUGGGAGACUCAAUUAAAUGCGAAAUUUGGAGAGCUAGAUGUAGAUUUUUCUAACACCUUAGAAAGGCAAUAUAAUAAUUUAAUGGGAAAACUUUAUGACCUAGAAAAGAAAUAUGAGGUAGUUUCGAAGAGUUAUGAUGGCCUGUCCAAUAAGAUGGUUAAGUGUGAAAGCAGCUGUUUCAAUGUUAGCACACAGAUAAUAGAGCUUUCGAAACAAAUAGUCGAGUUUGAGUCCGAUGCUCGUAAGGGGAUUGACAAGUAUUUAGUAGAUCAAACUAAAAGACUUGAUGAAGAUCUAUCUGAAUGGAUAGAAAUAAAAGGAAAUGAAAUUAUAGACAAGGUUAAGACUACUAUUGGAUCCCAGCCAAAUGAAAAUAUCAAUGAGCACCUAAGUAGAAAUGAUGAAUUAAUUAAGCUCUUCACUAGCGAAAUUCAGAAAAUAAAAGACAAAAUAGUUGAUGAGUUACCUAAAUGGCAAAAGGAAACCAAUCAUAAAUUGGCGGAGUUAGAACGAAAGUCAUCACAAAAUUUGUUGACAGAGGACGAACGUUCGGAGAAUAGGUCGAAAAACAACUGA
Molecule: messenger RNA, 1080 nt
Organism: Schistocerca gregaria
Lineage: Eukaryota; Metazoa; Arthropoda; Insecta; Orthoptera; Acrididae
Exons: 1
Coding region: 1-1080 (359 amino acids)
Source: RefSeq, a predicted model, not a curated record